This is a messenger RNA of Sceloporus undulatus (fence lizard), 4695 nucleotides long. RefSeq names its product epsin 3 (gene EPN3). Gene Ontology annotation, cellular component: endosome; plasma membrane; clathrin vesicle coat. Gene Ontology annotation, molecular function: phospholipid binding; clathrin binding. Lineage: Eukaryota; Metazoa; Chordata; Lepidosauria; Squamata; Phrynosomatidae. The record is from RefSeq and is a predicted model, not a curated record. Gene Ontology annotation, biological process: endocytosis. The coding region runs from base 374 to 2407 and encodes 677 amino acids. The transcript is spliced from 10 exons.
UGGCUGGCUGGGGGAAAGAGCCGGGGGCUGCCUGGCCUGUCUGCGGCGAUGCCCACUCCAGGGGCCGGAGGCUGGGAUGCUGGGGGCUCCUCCUUCCCUCGGCCUGCCCUGGGGCUGCCUCCUCCUCCUCUUCUUCCUCUGGCUGCUGCUGCUGCUGUCACCUGCCUCCUCCUUGCGCCGCCGCCACCGCUCGCCUCCGCCUCCCGCCCGGCUUCCCUGGCAGCAGCAGCAGCAGCAGCAGCAGCAGCAGGGCUCCGGCCUCCAGCAAGGCUGAAGAGGUAGCACCCUCUCAAUUGGUCACACUGGGACUUUGAUUAUUUUUACAUUACAUCAUUUCCUUCUGCAAGGUGAGGUCUUUCUACACAGGGCAACCAUGACUACUUCUGCCUUGCGCCGGCAGGUUAAAAACAUUGUGCAUAAUUAUUCUGAAGCAGAAAUCAAAGUGCGUGAGGCCACUUCCAAUGACCCAUGGGGACCACCCAGCUCCUUAAUGUCUGAGAUUGCAGACUUGACCUUCAACACGGUGGCAUUUGCAGAGGUUAUGGGCAUGAUCUGGAGGCGGCUGAACGACAGCGGCAAGAACUGGCGUCAUGUCUACAAGGCACUCACGCUUCUGGACUACCUCAUCAAAACUGGUUCAGAGAAAGUGGCUCAUCAGUGCCGGGAGAAUCUGUACACCAUCCAGACCUUAAAGGAAUUCCAGUACAUAGAUCGUGAUGGCAAAGACCAGGGCAUUAAUGUUCGUGAAAAGGUGAAACAGGUAAUGAGCUUGCUGAAGGAUGAGGACAGGCUGAAGCAGGAGAGAGCUUAUGCCUUAAAAACCAAAGAGCGGAUGUCUCUGGAGGGCAUGGGCAUAAGCAGCAGCAACAGCCAGCAGCUUUCCUACGGACGUCGGGCAUCACAGUAUGGCGACGAUUAUGGCAGAUCAAGAGGUUCUCCAUCCUCCUUCAACUCCUCUUCCUCAUCACCUCGGUUCAGUUCUGACCUGGAGCAAGCAAGACCACAGACUACCGGAGAAGAGGAGCUUCAGCUCCAGCUCGCCCUGGCCAUGAGCCGAGAAGAAGCAGAAAAGCCAUAUCCUCCCGUCUCCAGCACAGAUGAAGAGUUGCAAUUACAGAUAGCACUUACCUUGAGCAAACAGGAGCAUGAGCAGGAAGUGAGGGCCUGGCAAGGAGAAAAUUCUCUGUUGCAGAGGGCACUGGAAGAGAGUCACUUGGGUGCAGAAGAAGAAGAGGAGGAGGAUAAGACAAAGAAAAGUCAGUCUUCUGUGUUAGAGCUGGUAGACAUUUUUGCACCAGCGCCAGUCACUUCUACCCACACAUCUGCUGAUCCAUGGGAUAUUCCAGGUGGGAGCAACCCUCGAUCUCUUGAGGUUUGGAAUCAUGAAACAGCCUUCUCUCCUCCAGCUCUGUCUUUGUCCAGUUCUUGGGAGCAUAACAACACCAAAUCCACCAUGGAAUCUGCAGGAACAUCUUGGGGACCCACUGCAGAUCCUUGGGUUCCUGUACCUUUAGGGGAUCCUUUGAGCCAAGCAGCAUCUUCUACCAAUCAUGCCUCUCCAGGGCCUUGGAAUCCUCCCCAUGACACUUCCUCCUCUGCCUCCUCCUCGGACCCCUGGGGAAUGAAAUCUCAGCCUUCAAGUGUGUCUUCCUCAGACCCCUGGGGGAAGUCUUCACCACCUACUCUGACCUCUGCAGCCACAACUUCUGCGGCUGAUCCUUGGAGAGGCUCUCUUGACACAGCUGACAGUGCUUCAUUUGAUUUGUUUGCAAAACUACCAGAACAGACAGAUCAACCAGAACGUGACAGUUCCCAAGCACUGUCCUCUGUGAAAUCGAGCAGCCCUGUAGAUGUGAGCCUAUUUGGUGACCUCAUUCCAAGUACCAUGGAAAAUGGUGUGAAGAAUAAGGACAUUUUUGACAUCUCAGGUUUAGGUGAAUCUCUUCCUGAUUCAAAAAAGGAGAAGAAAGACAACAAAACUCCGGAGACUUUCCUCGGCCCAAAUGCAUCUUCCUUGGUUAAUUUGGACUCUUUGGUCACAGCACCACAGAGCCUGAAGUCUCGCAACCCAUUUCUAGCAGGUCUCAGCACGCCUUCUCCCACCAACCCAUUCAAUGUUGUCGAUCAGCCCAAACCAACACUUAACCAGAUGAGGACCAGCUCCCCAGUGCCCAGUGUUGCCAUGGGAAUGAACAUGAACUCCAUGACCUACAGCGCUUCUCUCCCUCUUCCCCUCAGCAGCAUUCCGUCAGCAAUGACCCUUCCAGCCUCCAUGAGUGCCUUUCCUCAAGCUGGGGCAGGGCCUUUCCCAGAGCUACCCAGCAACUUGCCUCAGCCGCUCCUUCCGCUAUCUGGCUCAGUUCCACCACCACUCCCUUCCCAAGGCAGUAUGAACCCUUUCCUCUGAGAAGACUGCACUAGUACCAUGAGAACUCAUUGUUCCCCCCCCCCUGCUGUUCUGGAGAACCUCCCACUCAAAGGCUUUGUGGGAAAGUAAGUUUUGAUGGGAGGAAACAUCUCCCUGGAAGCUCUUCUAAUUUCCACCCAGGCCAAAGAGACUCUGUUAGCAUGACUCUCCUUCCUUGGUGGACUACAGAAGGAUCAUAUUGAACAUUGUCUAGAGUUUGCCUCAGAUGGAAAUUGAGAAAUUCAUGACAUUAGCUGGCCUUUAUUUUGAUGAGUACAAAAAGGUUAGGAGGUCCCUUAGGAGGAAAGGCUUCCAUUUUUCCAAAGUCUCUGUUCUCCAGUACUUUUAUGUUGGAUGGACAGCGACUAAGAGUGCUUCCAGACCAACAGCUACUAGCUCUACAAUAAGACAUUGUGCACCUAUUCCAUUUUGCUCUCUUUAACAGAUUUAUUUUUGAGUGUGUGGUAAGACAAUGAUGGCAAAAGUGGUGGGAAAAUACAGGAGGGUUACAAAUAAGAAAAAUCAUCUGGACCCUCCCCCCAUAUUCGAGGCAGGACAAUUGCACAAGAAAAGCCUUGUCCCUUCUGUGGGAAGUAAAAUUGUUUUGUAAUCUGCAUGGAAAACUCACAAAUGUUUGCCAAGGCUUGCAGCUAGUUUGCCUGCAUGAUAGGGCCACAGGCUCAUUUUGGGAAAUAAAGACUGCUCAGCACGCAUAGCAUCGCUAGGUGCAAGAGGAGAAAAUUCAGUUUUCACCCCCAUCCCCCGUUCUCUUUACUAGAUUGCUUGAUGAAGAGAUGCCACUUCCUUGGCUGCUAUUAUCACUGGGUCCUCAUUAUGAAAAAAAAAAACUGUAUAAAAGCGUGUGUGUGUGAUCAAAAACUUUGAUCUGCGUGUGCAGAUCAAAAACUCAACUUUCAUGUCCUUGAAAAAUAAGUAGGACAAAUUGCGGAAGCAUUUUCUUUGGCCUUCUGUUAGUCUGCUUGCACAGUUUGGAGCGAGAUCGACAGCUUUUGAGAUUUAGCAUUAGGGAGCAGAAUGGGAACUGAAAAAAUUGUAGAGGAGGAUUAAAAAGACUGGGCAAUCUAACCAAAUUCAUGUACCAUUUAGGGUUGAUGGUAAGGCCUGCAAAUCAUGGAAAGGGAGUGAAGCUGGCCUCCUGGCCUCCAGCCACCUGAUCACUGGAAGUGUCUGACCAACUUCCUCUGGCUGCUGAUUUUUCAUUGGAAAAAAAUAAAAUAAAACCCACAUAUAUACUGAAUAAAAUAAGGCAAGUUAAGCACCUGCCCUCAAACUGAGAUGCUCAGAAUUCUGAAGAAGCUGUCACAUUUUCCAGUGGGAGCUCAUGGUCCCCGCUGUCACUCAAUUUCUGCACAGAUCUCAUCCUCUUGAAAUUGGACAUCUGUGUCUUUUGCGGUUUCUUCCUGCUUUAUCCAAAUUAUUAUUAUUAUUAUUAUUAUUAUUAUUAUUAUUAUUAUUAUUAUUUUGUUAUUUAUCUGGGAGAAUCAAUUUUCUCCCUUCUUGCCACCUUGGAUGGUCCCUGCUUUAUGUGGCUGAUCAUAGACUUUGUUGCUCUCCCCAGUGCCUACCUCUCAAGCCGUGGAGCUCUGUGGAACAAAAAGCUUUUGUAAUGGAGCUGCUGUAACAGGAAUGAACCCUGCACUCUCCGCAACACUUGAAUGAGCUUUGUGAUGCUCAGUAGAAAAUUCUGGACAGCUUUAAUGGAAACAAAUAAUGAAAGGCUUGAAUAGUUUGAAUAUGGGGUCAGGAACCCUUACCCAUGAGAAGCGUUACCAUUGGACUCAAUGGACUUGGUGCCUUUUUCUGGCACUGAGACACACUUAAAAACUAAAAAAAAGAUAUCAGCAGAUGUUUUAUCUUCCACUUUGAAUGAACCUCAGUCCCCCAUCCAGGGCAUCCCUGAAUAUUAAUACCUGUAGAUGACUUCAAAGAGAUCAACUAGAAAGACAGAGAAGAAAUGUGUGUGCAACUAAAGCUACUACCCCAAUUACCAGCUGUGUCUUAUAGUGAAGCUUCCAAUUGACAUGCCAACAGAAGUUGUCCCUGCAGGACAAGGUAGUUGUGGGACAUGGUUCCAGCUGGAAUAGACUAGAGGUGGGAUGGAAAGCGCAAUGCAGUACAUACAUACAGAGUGAUGUGGUUACAGUGCUUAGGGCUUUACUGUCUGUUUCACCACCACCACCACUACAGCAAUCACCAGACCACUACAGAAUAUUUAUUACUGAACAUGGGGUGGGUGGGGGAAACAAUCAAUAAAAUGUUCAAAUGUG